UCAAAUAUAUUUGGUUUCAAAUUGAUGUGCUCUAAUAUGGAAUUAGUUAUAUAUUGUAACAAGAUUUUAAUUUGACAUGUUUAAUUUUUAAUUUAACUCGAACAAUAUCACUCGAUUCUACUUGAUUCAAUUUAAAAAAUUUUAAAUCUAGUAAGGAAGAUAAAAUAAAACUCAUUAACUCAUUUAAUUCAAAAAAUUUACUUAAUUUGAUCAAACGUUCACCAAAAGAUACUAAUGGGCUUUAGUUUAACUUUUUUAUCUUAAUACCCCGCUCUGUUUCACCAUUACUUUUAAUCUCAUUAUUAUAAUAUUGAAUCUUACUACCAUAAUAAUUAAUUUCACCAUCAAAAUGAACCCCUUAGACUAACCCUCACAAUAUAUAGUGCUGAUUGGAAACUAUCUCUUCACAUUGGUUCAAAGCUUCGUGUAACCAACAACUCCAACACUACAUUGAAGAUAAUAGGCCCAUAAAAAUACAUCACUGUAACUUAGAAGGCUCUUGCUUUACAUUUGCAGAGCCCAUCAAUGGUUUAUUUCCAUACCUAUCAUCAGUUUGGGCUGCAGGAUUAAAGCUCCAAAGCAGGUUUCUUUGCUAUGUCUUUCAAUUCAAUGAUAUUAUUAUCAAUGCAAGAGGACGUGGGUUUAAGCAUGCUAUAGUGCAUUAUCCUCUUAUUUAUGGAUUGGGAAGGGGCUAUGUAUAGUUUUAGGCAUUGUGUCAAAAAGAACUAAUAUAAUCAAAAUCUAUAUUGAGCUCGAGCUCAACUCGAUAAUUAAAUUUAAGGUUAAUAAUAUAUUAGAAUAAAAAAACUCAAUAAGACUUGCAAGUCAUUUGAGCCGAGUAUUAUUAAGUUCGAAUUCAACUUGAUCAUAAAUAAUUCGAGCUCAACUUGAUAAUUACCCAAACAAGUUUGAUUUUUUUUCAAAUUGAACUCGAAUAAUUCGCCAGUACCCCUAUCUCAUUUAUGAAGUUGCAGAGCAUGUGAAAUUGAUGUCAGAAACAAAAGGCGACCUGACAUAAAGUUGACACUCCACCCUUCAAUACCUUUACUUUUGUUUCAUUGGAUUGCUCCUUCAUCAUCGCCAAUCUUAUAGACAAAAAAAUAUCAAGAGAAAAAAAAAACUCAAAAAUGGCAUUAGAAUUUUGUUGAAUGAAUCAAUUAGUCUGAAUUCAUAAUUAGUGUUGACCACUUUAAAAACCCCCCUUUUUUUUAAUGAUUAGGUGGGGGCUAUGGAGUUUCCCUUGUUUAGAAAUCAAUCAUCCCCCUAUAAUCAAGGCCAUGGGAAGUUGAAGAUGCUUUCACAUGCAUCUCCUAACUUUUGCAAGUGUCACAUGGUUCUUCUUUGAUCUCUAUGGUUAUCUAACCCCACAUAUUAAAUGUAAUUAAUUAAUUCAUCCCAAAGCAAUUUAGUCACUCCAUUUCUGUUUAAUCUACUGGAGUAUGCUACCUAUUUCCUUACUUCUGUCCCAAAAGUAUUUAAACUUUCUUCGAGGAAAUUCAUAUGGGAUAUAUAUAUAUAUAUAUAUAUAUAUAUUUCUCUCUUUUUUUUCUUUUGGAUUUAUAACUAUACAAUCGCGGAAAGAAAUAGCAUCAAAGUUGUGAAAUUUGUUUGUGGAAAGGAUGACACCGUGGAGAAGUAGAGUCUGUGUGGAGAUCCGAGUUGGUGGUAGAUUGGUUCGGUUAAACGAUUCAAUCAAUCUAGCCAUUUUGCAAGUUAAUAGAUCCAACCCUUAUUUUGGGGUAAUACUUUAAUUAGUUUACGACCAACUAAUCAAUCUAAUUUUAAAAACAGUGUUUGUAUGUGUCUCUUUGAACAUGUGUCCAUGAGUUUUAUAUUGAUAUGUAUGCCCCCUAAGGGACAUAAGACAAAUCUUGCUAGUGAACGAAAUGACUUAAUUUGGUGAACCUCAUUUUCAAGUAAAAUCUUGUGUAUAAUUAAUCGAAGCAGGUAUGUGAAUUAAUCUUUGCGUAUUUUCAAUAGUAUUUAUAUGUCUGAAAAAAAAAAAGUUGUUCCCAAAAUAUACAGUGAGUCAAAAUUACUGAAGAAAAAGAGGAGUUAAAGGGGCAGAAAGAUCAUGCUUGCUUUUUACUCUCUGGUUUUGACUCCCCCAAACCAUUUUCUUUAAUUUAAUACUACCCAAACUCAUGCUAAUCUCAACUUAGUCAAGGGCAUCUUUUCAAUAUAUCUAUCAAUCUAGAGAGAGAGGAAAUCAAUUACUAUAUGGUAUUUAUUUAUGAAAACUUAAACUAUCUGUUUGUAAUUAAACAAAUAAUAUGAAAAAUAUCAUCCAAGAAAUCAAGGUUUAACCAGUGCCAGAAACAUAUAGAGAUAUGAAAACCUGAUAUCUGAAGUCAUAAUUAAGAAACAAGAAUGAAAAGUUAAAAGAUGCAAACAACUGUUAUAUGUACCAAUAUAUAUAUAUUUAGUUUUCUUGUUGAUCCGUUUUCACCGUUGGAUUAACAAGUGGAAAUAAGUGGUAAACCCAUGGGUGAAGGUGAGGAAGGAGGUUUUCUUAUACGGGAGUUUGGGGUUGAAGGAGAGGAAAUGUAUACGUGAGUGUACGAGUUGUUUGCAUAAAUUUUUUUUUUAUAGUGGGAGAUAAAUUUAGUCACAUGUUUUAAGGCUAUUGACUUGGAAUUCUAAUUUCAUACUUUUGGCAUUGAUGAUGAUGCUACGUAUUAGGACGACUGGUAUUAAAAGACCCUAUGUUUUCAUGUGGACCUCGUAUAGUUUUAAUAGAGUCUUCAAGGCUCGUGGGUUAAGAUUCGCAAAUUAAUUCAAAGUUUAUCGAUUGAUAAGUUAGCGAUACAUAAUCCACUAGGAUGUUAAUUUCGCCUUGAAGACAACUGUCGGGCUCUAUUGAGAUCAGCCAUGUGAGGUAUAACAAUCCCAAUAUUCUGCGAUUAUUGACUUUAAGCAUUAAAAAAAUGGUUUUUUUUUGUUGAUCCCAGUAUCCUCGAAUUACUUGAUUGAGGGAAGCAAAAUUAUAGAUAAUUUAAGAUUAAACAAAAGGAGGGAACAACAUUGUUAUCAUUAAAAAGUAAACCAUGAUGGAGAAUUGAAACAAUGUAGUGUUCAUCACAAAGGAAAGUACUAAAGAAAUAGGACUCUCUCAACCACCCUCCAUUGUCUAUUUUACAUCCUCUUCUUCCCUUACCAUUGAAAGAAAAAAAGAUGCAGAAGUUUACUUGUUAUGUUGUCUUGCUAUUGUUCUUGCUUUGUUUCUUUCAAGCUUUUUCAUGGAGUCAAUUCAACCAAGGUGAGAAUUAUGAGGGUUCUUCAGACCUUAUUAACCUUGAAUACCACAUGGGACCAGUCCUUGCAUCAGCUAUAAAUUUGUAUAUAAUCUGGUAUGGUCAAUGGAAUCCAACACAUCAAGCUACUAUAAGGGACUUCCUGGAUUCCUUAUCUUCUUCUUCUUCAGUUCCUUACCCUUCAGUUGCUGAUUGGUGGGACACUGUGAGGCUCUACACUGACCAAACAGGAUCAAACAUUACAGCUACCAUUUCCAUUUCGGGUGAGUUUUAUGAUUCUGGGUACUCCCAUGGUGUUUACUUAAGUCGUUUAUCGAUGCAAUCGAUCAUCAAAGCUGCGGUUACAUCUCAUUCGAGGCCAUUGCCUCUCAAUCCUCACAAUGGACUUUAUUUGGUGCUAACUUCACAAGAUGUUCAGGUUGAGGAUUUCUGCAGAGCAGUGUGUGGGUUUCAUUACUUCACUUUCCCUAUCCUUGUUGGUGUAACGGUUCCUUAUGCUUGGGUUGGUUAUAGUGGAACUCAAUGUCCAGGUAUGUGUGCUUAUCCAUUUGCAUGGCCUAAGUACUGGGAAGCCACCCCGACUGGAGGUAAUGACAUAACACAUGCGCCGAAUGGGGAUGCAGGGGUAGAUGGGAUGAUCAGUGUUAUCGCUCAUGAGUUAGCGGAAGUGUCGAGUAAUCCAUUGAUUAAUGCAUGGUAUGCCGGAGAAGAUCCAACCGCACCAACCGAAAUUGCGGACUUGUGUUUAGGUUUAUAUGGCUCGGGUGGUGGCGGUGGGUACAUGGGUAAAGUUUACAAAGAUGCUUGGGAAAUGGCUACAAUGUACAUGGAGUUAAAGGAAGGCGAUUUUUGGUUCAAUGGGUGUGGAAUCCUGUGAAAAGAAGAUGCUUUGGGCCAAAUGCCCUGGACUAGAAUGUGUACCAUGUAUUAAGCUUUAACACUGUUUCUUGCGAUCUAAGUUAUUAUUAACGCCUAUCAAAACGGGGUUAUUAGCCUUUUUGAUAAAUAUUGUAUAUUUUAUAAACUUAUGAUCCUUUGCUUCUUGAAUCUCA
Molecule: messenger RNA, 4306 nt
Organism: Gossypium raimondii (Peruvian cotton)
Lineage: Eukaryota; Viridiplantae; Streptophyta; Magnoliopsida; Malvales; Malvaceae
Product: protein EXORDIUM-like 7
Exons: 1
Coding region: 3175-4131 (318 amino acids)
Source: RefSeq, a predicted model, not a curated record